Aspergillus niger is the source of this 393-nucleotide messenger RNA. RefSeq lists its product as hypothetical. Gene Ontology annotation, biological process: regulation of DNA-templated transcription. Lineage: Eukaryota; Fungi; Ascomycota; Eurotiomycetes; Eurotiales; Aspergillaceae. The transcript is spliced from 2 exons. The record is from RefSeq and is a predicted model, not a curated record. Bases 1 to 393 code for a protein of 130 amino acids. Gene Ontology annotation, molecular function: zinc ion binding; DNA-binding transcription factor activity, RNA polymerase II-specific.
AUGGGACUGCUAUAUCGGUCUCGCUCGGGAGCCAACUAUGUCAGAUACCCAUUCCUCAGCGGGCGCUUCACUGCCCGAUGUUUCCCAUCCACGAAACCCCAAAAGACGACGGGCGCGCCACAACAAAUCCCGCAAGGGUUGUUACACUUGCAAGCUACGCCGGGUCAAGGUUUGUCUAAUUGCCAUGCAGAGACUUCUAGCUCCGAUGUUGACCGAACUCAGUGUGAUGAAGUAAGGCCGGUUUGUGGCGCCUGUUCUUUUCGCGAUGAACCAUGUUCCUUUCCGCCACCAGAUGAGCAGACAUACAAAUCCAGUGCCUUCUCAUCACUCAAUGAACGGCAAUAUAGGGCAGUCACUACGGCCGUUAGACCUACACAUACCGCUGGUGUCUGA